Salvia splendens (bonfire salvia) is the source of this 2205-nucleotide messenger RNA. RefSeq names its product signal recognition particle receptor subunit alpha homolog. Gene Ontology annotation, cellular component: endoplasmic reticulum membrane; signal recognition particle receptor complex. The record is from RefSeq and is a predicted model, not a curated record. Gene Ontology annotation, molecular function: GTP binding; signal recognition particle binding; GTPase activity. The coding region runs from base 182 to 2065 and encodes 627 amino acids. Gene Ontology annotation, biological process: SRP-dependent cotranslational protein targeting to membrane; intracellular protein transport. NCBI's taxonomy places the organism in Eukaryota, Viridiplantae, Streptophyta, Magnoliopsida, Lamiales, Lamiaceae. The transcript has 10 exons.
ACGGUAUGACCCCCGCCGCCGGUUUUGGCCGACCGACCAAACAUUCCUAGUCAGCCCCCAAUAUAUAUAAUACUCUCCAUAUUCAUAUCUCUCAAACGCAAUCCCUCUUUCAUUUUCCUUUUUUUUUUAAAACAGAAUUGGCGUCAAAGAUUCUCAGGAUACAACUUUCUGAGCUCUAGAGAUGUUAGAGCAGUUAAUCAUAUUUACAAGAGGAGGUUUAAUCCUCUGGACUUGCAAGGAGCUUGGGAAUGCUCUUAGAGGAUCGCCCAUCGAUACCUUGAUAAGGUCCUGCCUUUUGGAGGAAAGGUCAGGCUCUGCGUCGUACAAUUAUGAUGCGCCGGGUGCUUCAUACACUCUUAAGUGGACAUUUCACAAUGAUCUAGGGCUUGUUUUUGUUGCUGUGUAUCAGCGUAUUCUCCAUCUCUUGUAUGUUGACGAUCUGCUUUCUAUGGUUAAGAAAGAGUUCUCGGAGAUUUAUGAUCCAAAGCGGACUGCAUACAACGACUUUGAUGAUAUAUUUCAACAGCUUAAGAAGGAAGCUGAGGCUCGUGCGGAGGAAAUGAGAAAAUCAAAGCAAGUGGGCAAGCCUAUGAACAAUAACCUUGCCAGGAAGCUAGGAAAUGUGCAAAAUGGAAACAUGGAUGGAGGUAAUAAAAAAAAGAGUGGAGGUGAGCCUGGAAAUGACUGUGACAGUGACAAUAGCAAAGGGCGUCCUUUAGAAAAUGGAAAUAUUAGCAAUAAUCAUAUUGGGAAAGGGGAAGCAACUAUGAAGGUUAAAAAUAAUGGAAAAGAGAAUGGUGUUUCCAAUACUGGUGCUUUUGAUGUAAAUAAGCUACAGAAGCUUAGGUCGAAGGGUGGAAAAAAAACUGAAAAUGUAUCGAACAAGGGUUCCAAAGUGGAGCCUAAAAAGAUCACUAAAAAGAACAGAGUUUGGGAUGAUUCACCAAAAGAGGCAAAAUUAGAUUUCACUGAUCCAGGGAGUGAGAAUGUGGAGCAGCAGCACAUAUCAGUUGUAGCUGCAGAUCAAGGUGAGAGUAUGAUGGACAAAGAGGAGGUUGUUAGCAGUGACAGUGAAAGUGAAAGCGAAAGCGAGGAGGAAGAGACAUCAAAGGAUAACAAGGUUGAUGGAAAGAAGAAAGGGGGGUGGUUUUCAUCCAUGUUCCAGAGUAUUGCCGGUAAAGCAAAUUUGGAGAAUUCUGACCUAGAACCAGCUCUUAAAGCUCUCAAGGACAGACUUAUGACCAAGAAUGUGGCAGAGGAAAUAGCUGAGAAACUUUGUGAAUCAGUGGCGUCAAGUCUUGAGGGCAAAAGGCUAGCUUCUUUCACAAGAAUCUCAUCAACAGUUCAGGCUGCUAUGGAAGAUGCACUUACCCGCAUUUUAACUCCUAGGCGCUCAAUUGAUAUUUUGAGGGAUGUUCAUGCUGCAAAGGAGCAAGGGAAACCUUAUGUUGUAGUUUUUGUUGGAGUUAAUGGCGUAGGGAAAUCUACCAAUCUUGCUAAGGUUGCCUACUGGCUUCAACAGCAUAAUGUUAAUGUUAUGAUGGCUGCCUGCGACACAUUCAGAUCAGGUGCCGUGGAGCAGCUGCGUACCCAUGCACGAAGACUCCAGAUUCCCAUAUUUGAGAAAGGUUAUGAGAAGGAUCCAGCAAUUGUGGCAAAAGAAGCUAUCCAGGAGGCCAGUCGAAAUGGUUCAGAUGUUGUUCUGGUGGAUACAGCUGGACGAAUGCAGGAUAACGAGCCACUGAUGCGAGCUCUCUCAAAGCUCAUCUACGUCAACAGUCCAGACCUGAUUCUGUUUGUUGGCGAGGCACUUGUGGGGAACGAUGCUGUUGAUCAGUUGUCGAAGUUCAACCAGAAACUGGGUGACCUCUCACCCUCACCAGAUCCCCGACUGAUCGACGGGAUCCUGCUGACCAAGUUCGACACUAUUGACGACAAGGUGGGAGCUGCAUUAUCCAUGGUUUACAUUUCUGGUGCACCUGUGAUGUUUGUUGGAUGUGGGCAAUCCUAUACUGAUUUGAAGAAGCUCAAUGUGAAGUCUAUUGUGAAAACGCUUCUCAAAUAGUAGGAUCACAGCCUGCCUUGCUUUUGCUUUUGCUUUCUCCUAUUUUACUUGGAUUUCCAUCUACUAUGUUUGUUUCCCAAGCUUAACCCUCCCUGUUAUAUUACUACUACUACUACUGAAGGUGGUUUGUUCCUUUCUCA